Molecule: messenger RNA, 2035 nt
Organism: Poecilia reticulata (guppy)
Lineage: Eukaryota; Metazoa; Chordata; Actinopteri; Cyprinodontiformes; Poeciliidae
Gene: vsig10
Product: V-set and immunoglobulin domain containing 10
Biological process (GO): synapse assembly; cell-cell adhesion
Cellular component (GO): plasma membrane; cell-cell junction
Molecular function (GO): cell adhesion molecule binding
Source: RefSeq, a predicted model, not a curated record
UCAUUCCUCCCAACGUUUCCGGACCUGCACGCUCUAGUAAACAAAGCGCGUCCACCAAAUCUCCCGUGGAGACGCCAGAGGUAGCUCAUCAUGUCAGAUCGGUGACCUUUGCUGGUACUGCGGUCCAUUCACUCUUCUUUAUAAUGACCUUACGCUCAGUGCCACAGGCAGGCGCGCAGAGGUAGACUAGUCACACAGAUUCGGACUAGAAGUCUUAUUUUUCUUAGGGCUAUUUCUGAGGGCUAUGUAGAAAAGGUAACAUGAACACUGUCGCAUCUCUAGCGCUUCUACAACUGUUUCUGUCUGCGGCAGCGACAGUUUCGGGAAACUUCUCCACCGAAACUGUCCAGUCAGCCGCACCGGGCGACGUGGUUUUACUCCAGUGUUACACCGGAGGGAAUCUAACACCUGUCUGGACAACAUGGAUGAAAGGCGGUCAUAUUAUCGCCUCAAAUGGUGAGCUACAUGUGGACUCUUCUGCCAAAGACCCGCGGCUCACCUUGGAGCUUAACGGGAGUCUGAGCAUCAGUAAAGUGACUUCUGAGGAUACGGGGAGCUUCCUGUGCAGCUCCAGACUCCCAGACAACAGAACCAUCAACGCACAUGUCCUGCUUCAAGUAACCAGUGGACCGUACAACGUAACUACAGUGAUUUAUCCAGCAGUCGUGCUACCCAACAGGACACUGGUCACUGAGAAAGGAGAGUCCGUCUCUUUUAAAUGCUCGGCAUGGUCCUCCCCAUCUCAGCAGCUCAACCUGACCUUCAGUGGAGCUUCGAACAAUAACACAAGCCUGGCUUUCACGCCACUUACAUUCCUGAAUUACACUAUAAAGGACAUCCAGCCCAGCAAUCAGGGAGUUUACACCUGCAGCGCCCUCAACACCGUCUCCAACCGUGUGGUCAAUGACAGCACUGAGCUGCUGGUGUACUAUAUUCCUAGCGGACACCCCGACUGCAUGCCCGUGCAGGCGCAGAACUCCUCCAGUGUCCAGCUGAACUGCUCCUGGUUCGGGGCGUAUCCGACCCCGCAGCUUCGGUGGGGAAAAGACGGAGACUUCCAGGUGACGGACAGCCUCGUCGUGUCGCUGAACAGCUCGACGCUGAAAGACGGGCAGACGCUGACCUGCAUGGCCCGGCAUGAGCUGCUCAAAAACGAAAGAGAGAGAUCUUGUUCCAUUACGCUCAGCCUUCCGUACCCAGCGGGCGAACCCAUGGUCUCGGUUCUGGAGGGAACCAACGUGACUCUCUCCUGCCGUGAGAUCACCGCAGUACCGGCUGCCAACACCAUGUGGAGGAAAGGCCAAAGUCAGGAGCCCAUCGUUCCCGGACCCAAGUACAUCCUGUCCAUGCAAGGCCCUGACCUAAAGCUGACCAUAGUCAACAUCAGCAUGUACGACGAAGUGUACUAUUUCUGCCGCAGCGAGAACGCGCUCGGCGUCCGCGAGCUGGAAGUCUUCCUCACUGUGAAAGCAUCAUCGUCGGCGUACACUGGAGCGGUGAUCGGUGUGUUCAUCGCUGUCCUGAUCACGGGCUGCGCUUUCAUCGUGGCUAAAAUACUUUACUCCAGGAGACACACAAUCUGCCUGGGAGGAGGUUUUAUGCAAGCUGAGGACAGAGGAGACGUGGUGGACCUGGUGGACUCGGAUGAUGAGCAGAUCUUUCAAGACGCCGUCCCCCGACUGCCUCCUUUAACCAACGGCCGCCACACGACGCUCGUCCAGAUACAUCGGAUCCCUUCCAGUGACGAUCAUGAGGUCAUCGUUGAAACGCAUCCAGAGCCGCCUGAACAGAAAGACGAGCCGAUUGAAGAGAAAACAGAAGAAUCCAGAGAAGAGGUGGAGGAACUCGUAUCAUUUUAGGGACAAGAAGCUUGAAAAUUAAUGCGUCAUUUCUAAUGACAACUGAAUUAGACUCCAAAAUGGGUUUUUUUUAGCGGUGUUGUACAUUUUUGUAUGUUUAUUUUGAACUUUUUUUGUUGUUGUUUGUACAGAAUUUUGAAUGAGUGACAUUAAAGCAUGAAAUACGUGUGAGGAAA